GUCAUAAUUUUCUGAGAUCUUUUUUAACUUGGCUUUUCUUUUGUGUUAUCUUUCAUUAGAUAUGCAUUUAAAAUAUGUGAUACUUCUGUCAAACAAAUGUUUGUUUACCAAUUAGCAGUAAAAGUAUUUAAAGAUGCUGUCAAGUACUUGUGCAUGUGGAAGUUGAAGUCUGAUAGUAAAAAUUGUUCAGCACUUAGAUACUGUCUUUUGAGUUGGUAGAUAUACUGAAGAAUGACAACUGACUGAGUUGAAAUAUUGAAAAAUGUCUGGAAUUGGUACAAAUGCACCAUCGUCUGCUGAUGCAUGUCUAAGUAUUGUACACAGUUUAAUGUGUCACAGACAGGGGGGUGAAAAUGAAGGUUUUGCUAAAAGAGCAGUCGAGUCUCUUGUAAAAAAAUUGAAAGAAAAACGAGAUGAGCUUGAUUCUCUCAUCACAGCAAUAACGACCAGUGGUGCUCACCCAAGCAAAUGUGUAACCAUUCAAAGAACACUGGAUGGGAGACUUCAGGUGGCUGGAAGGAAAGGAUUUCCUCAUGUUAUUUACGCCAGAAUUUGGAGAUGGAGUGAUUUGCAUAAAAACGAGUUGAAGCAUGUGAAACAUUGUCAGUUUGCGUUUGACCUAAAAUGUGAUUCAGUGUGUGUAAAUCCCUAUCACUAUGAGAGGGUGGUUUCCCCUGGAAUUGAUUUGUGCGGGCUUACAUUACAGUCAGGAGCCCCCCGCAUGGUGAAGGAUGAAUACACCGUUGGUCCCGUUCCUGGUUCAAGCAUGGAGGUUGAUAAUGAAAUCAACAAGAAUGCUCCUCAGACCAUCCAGCAUCAUCCAUUCCAGCAAAAUUUCCAAAUGAACGCUCUUCCAGCUCCUCCGACCUCAGACACCAACCCGAUCUACAACUCUCCCACUCGUUCUUUGCAAGGAAAUAAAAUGGAAAAAAAUACCGAUAACAGAAAUACCCAAUGGCUGCCUCACAUGCAGAUGGGACACAUGGGCGGUUCAGUUUUCACACAGAUCAACACUUCUCAGCAGAAUUCUCCUGGGUCAACGACACUGCAUCUGGUGUCCGGACAUAACAAUCACCAGAUCUAUACGACAGCUGAAACAAAUAUAGUCCCAGAAAACAAGCCAAUGGUGCAAAACAUAACAGGAAACAAUUCCCCAAUCGUUCCUUCUAGGAUCAACCAUGACGGCAACUCCAACAAUUCCCCCAUACAGGUAGGAAAUAUGGGAAACGUCCAAGACAACCAACAGCAACAGAACGUUUCGAUGGCACAACCCAUGACUGGAACAGAGAACAAUUGGAGCGGUACCAAUACACUGAUUUAUACACAGUCGAUGCAACCUCCCGAAAAAAGGACCAACUUCUGGAACAAUGGCCAGAUGGAGAAUGGGGUCAACAUGGGUGGACUCCUGUCUAGCCAGCCUCCUCCAGAAUACUGGUGUUCAGUUGCUUAUUUCGAGCUCGACAUCCAGGUUGGGGAGACUUUUAAGGUCCUCUCCAGCUGCCCCAGCGUGACCACCGACGGCUACGUAGACCCAUCGGGAGGGAACAGAUUCUGCCUGGGUGCGCUCAGCAACGUACACAGGACCGAGCAGAGUGAGCGGGCACGCCUCCACAUAGGGAAGGGCGUGCAGCUCGAUCUCAGGGGAGAGGGUGACGUUUGGUUGCGGUGUCUUAGUGACCAUCCUGUUUUCGUUCAAAGUUACUAUUUGGACAGGGAGGCCGGCAGACAGCCCGGAGACGCGGUCCACAAGAUAUUCCCCUCGGCGUACAUCAAGGUGUUCGAUCUGCGACAGUGCCAUCACCAGAUGACGUCCCAGGCGGCGACGGCACGCGCGGCGGCCGCCGCGCAAGCCGCCGCAGUUGCGGGGCAUAUACCAGGACCCCAUUCGGUCGGUGGAAUAGCCCCGGCCAUAAGCCUCUCCGCGGCCACAGGAAUCGGCGUCGACGACCUGAGGAAGCUGUGCAUCCUCCGACUGAGCUUCGUCAAGGGCUGGGGUCCCGACUACCCCAGACAGUCCAUCAAAGAAACCCCGUGCUGGAUCGAAGUGCACCUGCACAGGGCGCUGCAAUUGUUGGACGAGGUGCUCCACACGAUGCCCAUAGAUGGUCCCAGAGGAAUCGAAUGAAAUGGAGUCGUUCGAAGCGACGUUGAUGUGAGUUGAUAAACUUGAUACCGACAACCGUUGAAUGUUCCUUUCUUUCUAUUGGACGAUUUUUAACCCGUUUUAGUUUCCUUGAGGUUCCGUCUAGGGUCUCUACUUGACAUCAGAUCACGAAGGUCUGUUCGGUGGUAAAUGAUUGAAAGAAAAUUUUCAUCUUCUUUGUCUUUUUUUUUAAAGCAGUGUUGUCAUGUUUAUCUUUACGUGUGGUUGCUUUUCAGUCCUUACGAAGCCCUUAGGGCAGUCAUAUGAAGAAAUAAACAAGCAUGUCAAUGACACACGUUAAAAAUCGUUCAUUUCUCUUCCUUUAAGUUAAACAAUGAAAAAGACUGAAAAACAUGGUGUUUGCAAAUCUGUAGUGCCAUUUCCAUAACCCCCUCGAGUUUUCCAAGUUUCAGCCCCAUAUACAUACAUUUAUCACAGAUAUCCAACGAUAAUUUCAUCAUUGAAUUUUUGAGAGAUUAUAGAAGUAGUAGAGUUAUACAUAUUUUCAGAAUAAGCGAUGAAAACACUACAGAUAAGGUUACAUUUUAUUGGAUUGAAUCGUAAUUUAUUGUGAA
Messenger RNA from Coccinella septempunctata (seven-spotted ladybird), 2718 nucleotides. RefSeq names its product mothers against decapentaplegic homolog 4 (gene Med). The record is from RefSeq and is a predicted model, not a curated record. Gene Ontology annotation, cellular component: heteromeric SMAD protein complex. Gene Ontology annotation, molecular function: I-SMAD binding; RNA polymerase II cis-regulatory region sequence-specific DNA binding; DNA-binding transcription factor activity, RNA polymerase II-specific. The transcript is spliced from 7 exons. NCBI's taxonomy places the organism in Eukaryota, Metazoa, Arthropoda, Insecta, Coleoptera, Coccinellidae. The coding region runs from base 263 to 2125 and encodes 620 amino acids. Gene Ontology annotation, biological process: anatomical structure morphogenesis; regulation of transcription by RNA polymerase II; SMAD protein signal transduction.